This is a messenger RNA of Anolis carolinensis (green anole), 4641 nucleotides long. It is a transcript of the gene slc17a6, whose product is annotated as solute carrier family 17 member 6. Gene Ontology annotation, molecular function: neurotransmitter transmembrane transporter activity; L-glutamate transmembrane transporter activity. NCBI's taxonomy places the organism in Eukaryota, Metazoa, Chordata, Lepidosauria, Squamata, Anolidae. The coding region runs from base 894 to 2642 and encodes 582 amino acids. Gene Ontology annotation, cellular component: excitatory synapse; synaptic vesicle membrane. The transcript is spliced from 12 exons. The record is from RefSeq and is a predicted model, not a curated record. Gene Ontology annotation, biological process: regulation of synapse structure or activity; synaptic transmission, glutamatergic; transmembrane transport.
UUCCCAGGGAAACACGAUGGUGGAGGGAAGCUGCCCAUCCGCGCUCUCCGUGGUGCUGAAAACAGCCAGGCGCUCGCGGUGGGCGUGAGUUGCUGUCCACGGUGCUGAAAUUACCCGGGAAGGAAGGCGAAUUGGACAGGAGCGGGCAAUUCACAUUGGGGUGGCACUUUUUUCCCUACACACACUCCAAGCCUACUUUUCAAUUUUAUUUCCAACACUGGAGCACAUGCCUUCUGUUUUACUCCCAAACUAUGACAAACUGUGAAUGCUCCUUUCCGAUAAUUGAUCACAACAGUAUCAGAGAUUCACCAAAACUGGAAUGAGGUGGGCUCUGGGGAAAAGGUUUGUAUUUGUAUGUGUCCUUUUGGGGGGGAAAUUGUGCCUUUGACGGCUUUUCGUAGGAAUAGAAACAGCACCAAACCCGGAUCGCAUGCCUGCUCUGGAAGCUUCAUAAAGACACUUGUCUCAGUCAAGCUCCCCAUGGCUCCACCUGCACUUUGGGCUGGAAGCCCCUUCAAGGAGACCUUGGAAUUGAGCGCACGACUUCUGGUCCGUUAAGAAACCCGUGGGCUGAGGACAAGACACGCAUCCGCCUCCUCGUUCUGGUUCAGGCGCCUCUGCCUUGUGUACACGCGUACACACGUCCACCGAGCCGGCUCUCCUCCCCUCCACACCCGUUUGGUCUCCUCUCCGUUCCACUCACACAUACACACGCACGCACGCGCGGAAAGGGCUCACACGCAGGCACACACACGCACACACUCGGUCUCGAUGCACACCCAGAGCCAUUUUUUGGAGAAAAGUUGGACAUGAAGCCAAUAUGAGUCACCCUCGCUGCCUCUAACGGGAGCACCAGUCGACCGAGGGAGCGGCAGUGAAAAACCUUUCCCGGGAUGGAGUCGAUAAAGCAAAAAGUGCUGACCCCGGGCAAGGAGGGGCUGAAGAACUUCGCCGGGAAAUCGCUGGGUCAACUCUACAGAGUCCUCGAGAAGAAGCAGAAGCCCGGCGACACCAUUGAGCUGACGGAAGAUGGCAAGCCCCUGGAGGUGCCCGAGAAGAAGGCGCCCCUGUGCGACUGCACCUGCUUCGGGCUGCCCCGCAGGUACAUCAUCGCCAUCAUGAGCGGCCUGGGCUUCUGCAUCUCCUUCGGCAUCCGCUGCAACCUCGGCGUCGCCAUUGUGGACAUGGUCAACAACAGCACCAUCCACCGCGGAGGGAAGGUCAUCAAGGAGAAAGCGAAGUUCAAUUGGGACCCGGAGACGGUGGGCAUGAUCCAUGGCUCCUUCUUCUGGGGCUACAUCAUCACACAGAUCCCGGGGGGAUACAUUUCGUCCCGCUUGGCGGCCAACAGGGUGUUCGGCGCAGCUAUACUACUGACCUCUACACUCAAUAUGUUAAUCCCAUCUGCAGCUCGAGUGCAUUAUGGAUUUGUCAUCUUUGUUAGGAUCUUGCAAGGUCUUGUUGAGGGUGUAACGUAUCCAGCUUGCCAUGGCAUAUGGAGCAAAUGGGCACCUCCUUUGGAGAGAAGUAGACUGGCAACUACUUCUUUCUGUGGUUCCUAUGCUGGCGCUGUCAUUGCCAUGCCAUUGGCCGGGAUUUUAGUGCAAUAUACUGGAUGGUCUUCUGUCUUCUAUGUGUAUGGGAGCUUUGGCAUUUUCUGGUACAUGUUUUGGCUUUUGGUUUCAUAUGAGAGUCCUGCAAAACAUCCAACAAUUUCAGAUGAAGAGCGCAGAUAUAUAGAAGAGAGCAUUGGAGAGAGUGCCAAUCUUUUAGGAGCAAUGGAAAAAUACAAGACUCCAUGGAGAAAAUUUUUUACUUCUAUGCCUGUCUAUGCAAUAAUUGUGGCAAACUUCUGUCGAAGUUGGACUUUCUACCUGCUGCUCAUUAGUCAGCCAGCUUACUUUGAAGAAGUGUUUGGGUUUGAAAUAAGCAAGGUGGGAAUGUUAUCUGCUGUGCCACAUUUAGUGAUGACUAUUAUUGUGCCCAUUGGAGGACAAAUUGCAGACUAUUUAAGAAGCAAACAAAUUCUUUCAACGACUGCUGUCCGAAAAAUAAUGAACUGUGGAGGUUUUGGCAUGGAAGCAACUCUUCUCUUGGUGGUUGGAUAUUCUCAUACCAGAGGUGUGGCUAUUUCCUUCUUAGUGCUCGCUGUGGGUUUCAGUGGAUUUGCUAUAUCUGGAUUCAACGUUAACCACUUAGAUAUUGCCCCAAGAUAUGCCAGCAUCUUAAUGGGGAUAUCAAAUGGAGUUGGUACAUUGUCUGGAAUGGUGUGUCCAAUCAUUGUUGGAGCAAUGACAAAGAACAAGACACGUGAAGAGUGGCAGUAUGUCUUUCUUAUAGCUGCUUUGGUCCAUUACGGGGGAGUCAUAUUCUAUGGCAUAUUUGCUUCUGGAGAGAAACAGCCAUGGGCAGACCCAGAACAAACAAGUGAUGAGAAAUGUGGCUUUAUUCAUGAAGAUGAACUUGAUGAAGAAACAGGGGACAUUACUCAGAAUUAUGUAAAUUAUGGUACCACUAAAUCUUAUGGUGCUAUGACCCAGGUCAAUGGUGGUUGGCCAAACGGUUGGGAGAAGAAAGAAGAAUUUGUACAAGAAGAAGCACAAGACUCAUAUAGCUAUAAGGAUGGAGAAGAUUAUUCAUAACAGCCUAUAUUGGAUAUAUUUUGUAGUGUUUGUGAUUUAUUCAUUGUGAUUGUUUGCACCCCUCACACACAAAUGUGGUAUAAACAUGUAAACACAUAUCAGUCAAAACAGUCUUACUGUAAAAACCUAAAAAAGCAUUCAAGUGCAAUCUGUAUGAGUUUGUGACAUCUCAUCACUUCCAUUUGAAUGUCUCCAUUCUAUAGAGUUUUAAGGAUUAAUCUGGUCAAAUUUACAAAGGAAACUAGAUACUUGCAGUAUAAAUGAGUUGAAGGCUCAUAACUAAGGAUCAAAGCACAACUACCAACAAAGUUGGGACAUCAACUAUUCCGUUUAAAAAGCCAAAUCUACUUGAUUGUUUAAAAUGCACUUACAUAUUUGUUACACCAUAUUGAAAGCGGUCAUAAAAUUGAUGGUGUGAAGUUAUCCAUGUUUACUUGGUACAAUGUAAGCCAAUGUACGGUUGGUCAACGACCAGGAUUUCUUAGAGAAUAAGCUUCUGUUUUACACUCUCAAUUCAGUUUCCUUUUAAGGGAGUUGAAUUGGGACUUCACAGAAAAAUUUAAGAUAUAAUGUAUAGUUAUUGUGAUUAUAUGCUGCAGGCUACUCUGUGAUAGAUGACUUAACUGGUUGUUUUUCCUGAAUGUUUUAAGGCACAAAUACUUUAUUUCUAUUAUGUGCAACUCGUACAAUUAUUGUACGUGUCAUGUUCUUCCCUACAUAUGCCAACCAGUAUAACCUUGCAUUUAGUCUGACCUACCGCACAAAAUGUUAAAUAACUUAUUCAGAAUUAAGGAAUAUUGAUAUACUACUGGCCAUUAGAAUUGAAUUAUCACUCAAACAGAUCCAAAGAAAAAUAUCCCGCAGAAAACUAGUAGCCCUUGAACAAACCGGAUGUAUUUCUUUUGAAGCCAGUUUUGAAAUAAAUGCAAGAAAGGGACAAUAAAUUUGUUUAAUUUUGGAUAGUUUUUUGUUAAAUAUUUUCAGAUAUUGUGCCACAAUUAUAUAAAUAAAGUCAUAGUUUAUUGAAGAUACUGUAUAAUUAUAGAAAAUAGUACUAUUUUAAAGAUUUCUGAAUUUUAAAAAGUGUAUUUGUCUUUCAAAUAAAUAGAAUUAUUAUGGGCACUGAAUAUGAGCAACAAUCUUCAUGGUGAGCCAAAAGUAGCAUAUAACCAGGUCUGGGUGUAGGAAAUAUAUAAUUCUACAAUGCUCAACUACAAUUUGGAUUCAUUGAGAUCAAUGGAAGCUAUUGGUUUUAUGGUCAGUGGACUGCAGUUUUUGCCUUGAUCAAGAAUUCCAUUUGUUACAAUGAAAGGGCCUCCUGGAGCAUGUUCAUCCUUCUGUGUGAAUGGACUUCCUAUCUUCACAGAAGUGCUCAAGAAGCCUGAGAAAAUAGUUCUUUAUCGAAGCCUUGUGUUUUUGAAGUAAAUUUUGGAAAGAGUUGCAAUGUUAGUGUACCAAGCAAUAAGUGCCAUGCACUCCUGAGUGCAUGCUCUUUUAAUCUCUUUGUUACUGUCACUACUGAGCUUGUUAUAGAUCCAUGGAAGAGUUGGGAUAAUAAAUAUUAAAUAAUGCAAAACAGACCAGACCAGUCAUCAAUGAACUUCUUUAUAAGAUCAGACCACUUAAUGCUCUAACAAGUAUCCAUUUCCCAACUCCAAUGAAACAACCAUCAUUAUAUGUUAGAGAGCCAUUUUGGGUUUUUUUGAUCUGCUCCUUGUAUUCUGCUAGUAUUUGAAGGCCCUGCUACUGCAAUAAACAACUCAUCGUGGGUUGUUGUUUUUUUCUUCUUCUUCUUUUAUUAAAUUAUUAUUAAAUGAAAUUAAUAAAGUGAACCAUACUUUGACCUGGAGAAACAAAUCAAUUAUAUAUUUUGCUUUGUGCCUCAAAGUGAUGUAAAAUGUGGCCAUAGCUUUUGCUGUGAGAAGACGUGGACUGUGUCACUUUCGUUGCUGCAAAAAAGUGUUAAUAAAUGCUCUAUUUAUCCUUUUAUAUUAAAAAA